GUCACUUAUGCAGGCAGCAAGGUAUAUGCGUGUGUCUAUGUAUGUGUUUCGCUGUUUGAUGCCGUUACUGGAUGAACCCAGGGGUCAAUCGGUUGAGGAACAGCAUCACGAAUGACCCACUUCCACCCGGCAUUCCAGUCUUCCGCUGCAGCCUCCGUAUCUCUUCCCCAUACUAAAUUGUUCCGCUCUUCUUGAUACUACAUACUUCUCCGGCCGCAAUCCGCAAUCGACACAGUCUGUGACGAGCUUCUGGACCAGCAGCGACCUUGGACAAAGGAUGAUAAUAAGGCUCUCCUAUGUGACAGCAUUGGUGCUGAUCUAUAAUGUACUGCUUAUUGAGGGACAAAAUGAUCCCGCAGGCGCCAGUUUCCUACAAUCUGUCGUGAGAAGGAUACAAACUGAUAGAUUUCAAAGCUUGUCUAGAGUAAUAUCCAAUAGACUCAAUGCACUAGACAAGUCUGAUACAGCAAAUUAUGAGACUGAUCCAGAAGUAAGAAACAUACUACUGCAAAUUCUAUCGACUCCACCUACAGAUAGUGAGCAACAUUCCCAUUACGAGGACCUGGCUGGUUCAGAUGGUGAUAACCAUAUGCAAGAUGACAUUCCACCCGCUCCAUUGUCCAAACAAGAACUUCUAGCGUUGUAUCAAGCUGCCGUCAGUAAAGGCACUAAUCUUACUUCAAUGGGUCAGCAACUCUCAGAAAACGAUUUGACAAGUACACCUGAGCAAGGUACAAUUCCUGGAUACUACUACUAUUUCUACCCGAUUAAAAACUUGAUGGGAAAUGGAAAUGAUGGACAAAACCAACAAAUGGAUGGAAAUAAUAAUUCUGGCAUGAUGACCCAGCAGGAUAUGGCCAUGAUGAUGAUGCAACAAGGUCCUACCAAAAGCAUCCAGCCUCUUUUUUUCGCUAUGGCUAGUUUUGUCAGUGUAGCUAUGAUGUUUGUCCUCUCAAUCCUUUUCAUGCCGAAGUUUGGAAAUCACAGAUCUGACGCUGCUGCCGUCAAGGAAGCUGCUUCCGAGGAAAAUUUGACCGAUUUAUCGAAAAUUGUGUUCGAAGCUAUUGAGGGGAAAGACUGCAGCGAAAGAUUGGCUUGUGAACUCGGACAAGCUGUGAGGGUUAUGCAAGUGGGAAACAAACCUCUCAGAGCAAUGGAAAUACUGCUGCCUCCACAUCUAGCUAAACAGGUCGCUCUCGUCAGAAAAUCAGCAUCAAAACGCGAAUCAUGCAAUUAUAUAGCUUGUCUGGAAUAUGCAAGUGACUACAACAACAAUAAUUACAAACUUAGACAAAACAAUAACAAUGACCUUAGAAAUAAUUCCAAAAAACAUGAUAAAACUGUUAAAAACAAUAAAAACAGCAGUAAUAAUAAUAAAAACAACAACAAUAAUCAGAAUAGUAAAAGAAAGGUCGAAAGUAGAAUGAAUGAGAGCAAAAAUAAUGAUUCAAUUAAUACUGAAGAUAACUCUAAUAUAAAAAAGUCUAAAAAGACAUGAUGAGACAAUUGAUUAAGCUAUGGUCAUUUGGCUGUGGAAUUUCCAUCAAUACCAAAAACCUAAUAAGACAAAGAAGAUGCAUGCUGAAAAAGAAAAACCAUGCUGAUAAUUCCAAAAGACUUCCUAAAAUUAUUACUCUUCAUUUAUUAUUCAAUUUAAAUGAUAAUGUUGAAUAUAGUAAGAUGUAGCCUAUAGUAUGAAGAAACUGGAAACUGCUAGAUUUUUCAAAAAAUUGGUGAAAUGAAUUCAAUAACUUGUGGUUGAAUAGUGUAGGAUCGGACUAAUUUUAUUGAAUCUAUACGUUAAAUAAAUAUUGGCUAUAACAUAUUAGUAGGCCUAUUAUUAUAACAUUUUAAGGGCAUUUUUUACAGGAGCCUAGCCUUAAUAGAUGAAAAAUUUGAUUAGAUCUAAUAGACCACCUAAUAAAUUAUUGAACAUUCAUGUAAAUAGUUAUGAUGUUAUAGGGUAUGACUUUUGUGAUCAUGAAAAACACUUGAGUAAUUACAUAGAUUGGUGGUGGAAAGUCAUGGUCACAAUGAAAAUUCUACUACUAGCUUUCAAUUUGAAAGUUUUGUAUGAACGUUGAUCCGAUGAAUCUAAACUCAAAUUUACUGCUUAAAUUUGCUCAAGUGAUUGAGUAUUAGAAUCAAUGGAAGUAAUAUUUUAAAAGAAUCUUAUCUAAGAGAGUUU
Messenger RNA from Nilaparvata lugens (brown planthopper), 2188 nucleotides. RefSeq names its product nuclear transcription factor Y subunit beta-like. NCBI's taxonomy places the organism in Eukaryota, Metazoa, Arthropoda, Insecta, Hemiptera, Delphacidae. The transcript has 5 exons. The record is from RefSeq and is a predicted model, not a curated record. Bases 278 to 1498 code for a protein of 406 amino acids.